UUGUCUUACUGAUACAUGUAUUCUAGUGAAGCCAGGUGAAGCUAAACCAUUUUCUUUCUCAAUUGUUUUGCUAGAAUCUACUGUUCACGAAAGUCUAAGGGUAUUUCUGACAGAGAGAAGUUGAUCUGUGUUGCAAAAGAAAAUUAGAUAUGUAGCGUUAGGUUAUGUAAACAUAACUCCAAAGGAAGGAGGCUUACCAACACAAAAAUGUUAGUAACAUCUACGUGAAUAUCAAUCUAUUGAAGUAAUUCCACCAGUUAAGAUGGAAGAAAAGCAGUAUGAAUCUCAGACGAUUCCCAUGGAGUAUUUUCAGCAUUGGUACCAGUCCACUCAGCAGUUUCAACCAGAGUCCGUUCUUCAGUACAGCCCAAUGGUUAAUGCUCUUCAUUACCAGCAGGAGCCCAGACAGGACAGAGUCAUAAAUGAAUUGGCUGUCCAUAAAGAUCGAUAUCCAGUUCAAGUUCAUCACGCCCAUCAGCUAACUGUCCAGCCUACAGCUCUUGCAUCCACUCACGAAAAAGGGAAGAAGCGAGGACGACCACCCAGACAGAAGGCUGAAGAGGAGAAAGAACAGACAAAUGCAGAAGAUGCUGCCAAAAAACCCAAAAGAACCCUGGACAGGUUUAAUGGCAUGUCAGUGGAAGAGGUCAUGGCCAAAAAGCUGCCAGACAUCAUCACCUAUAAUCUGGACAUUCUGAUAAUUGGCAUAAACCCGGGAUUGUUGUCAGCAUACAAAGGACGGCAUUACCCAAAUCCAGGAAACCAUUUUUGGAAGUGCCUGUUCUUAUCUGGGCUCACAGAUGAGCAACUGAACCAUAUGCACGAUCAGACUCUGCCAGAAAAGUAUAGCAUUGGCUUCACUAAUAUGGUAGAGAGGACUACACCUGGGAGCAAAGACCUCUCAAAUAAAGAGAUUCGAGAAGGAGGCCGACAACUUAUGGAAAAACUACAGAAAUACAAGCCACGAAUUGCAGCCUUCAAUGGGAAAUGCAUUUAUGAAAUAUUCUGUAAAGAGAUUUUUGGAGUGAAACCCAAGAACGUAGAGUUUGGACUACAGCCCUACAAAGUUCCAGACACCGAAACAGUAUGUUACCUAAUGCCAUCCUCCAGUCCACGCUGUGCUCAGUUCCCUCGUGCUCAGGACAAGGUUCAUUUCUAUAUUAAGCUGAAGGAGCUCAGGAACCAGCUCAAAGGUUUGCUGCCCAACCAUGAGAUUCAGGAGACCCAAUACAUGUUCGAUUUGGCCAUGGCCAAGGAGGAUGCUAAAAGGAUAACCAUCAAAGAAGAACAUCAUGAUCCUUCUUAUGAGCAAUGCUCGGCUAGCAGGACACAGCAGGCCUGCAGCUUCUGUCCUGCUAACGAUGGAGAUGAUCACCAUCCAGGUGCUACAAAUUCAGAACAUUCCUCAGCAUCUGAACAUGUUAAGUCUAACCUGACUUGGACGAUGCAGCCAUUUGCAGACCAGAUCCCAGACAUUGGGUGGGCUCACAAUGAUGAGACAUGUUGAUAUCACUGACUGCUCAAAGGAAAUCACUUUUACCUUUCAAGACCACAUAUAUAAUCUUGGCAUUUCAUCAUGUUUCUUUGCUUUGUAUAACUCUGAUCACAGAUGUUUAACAAGGCCAGUGUCAUUUUUCUGUUAAUGUCUGUUAUGAAUUAUGAAUGCCUAUGUGAUUUUAAAUAGAACAUAGCAUGCUGUAGGUUAAACAUCAUCUUCCUCUUCCGAUCUGUGGACAACGUGGUUAAAAAACCCUGGAUCUCUGUUACAGCAGACAAAGAUACAUUGUUUAUGCUUCCCAAAACAAUCUCAGGAUUUUGGCCUAUAUAUAUGUUUACACUUCAGGUCAUGUAAGACCUUAAUGCAUGGUUGGGUCUACUUGGACUAUAAUCCACUGUACCUAAUCAUAUGUCUUGAUGCUUAUUUAAGAUUUUUUACUGUUACCUCAGUUGUUUGGUAUUAUGUAUUUAAUACUCUUAUUUGCACUGUAUUGUCAUGUUCAAAGACUACAAAAAAAAAAAAAGUUUAAAGGAGGGCUUGAACUACACUUUUUUAGGGUCACAUGACUGCAUAGUGUAUAGGAGCUUUCCAUAUUCAAGCAUAGGAUUUCAGCUCAUAAAGAAUGAGGUGAAUAUGUUAACAUGCUGUUUUCAUGCUGUCUUUCUGUAUGGAGAAAUAACACUUGGACAUGAGAGCUCUGAAUCUCAGAACUGUUUACUGACUUCAAACUCUUCAAGUCACCUGUGUACAGCACAGGUUCAUAUUCCAUUGCAUCCAUGCUAUAAUGAAUCAGUUACCCUUGUUACACAGGCAAUAAUUAAACCAUGCAGUGAUGUGGACCUAUGCAACUUAAGUGUAAGAACCCUGGGUUAAAUUCUUUGAUACUCUGCAUUUACAUGGGAAUUUGAUGUAAAUGCUUUGAGAAUUGGUUUUCUGCAGUGUUUUACAUGUACAGAUGUCUAUCAACCUGAUACUGUACAUACUAUUUAUAGUGUAAUUACUUGGGCAUUAGAUGAAAUGUACAAUUUCUAAGCAUAUUAAGGAAAAGAGUUGCUCCAAGUCUGUUUGAUUAAAUUUGAUUAAAUAAUAAUAAGCUGGGCUGUUAAAUGUACAAAUAAAACGUUUGACUCAU
Electrophorus electricus (electric eel) is the source of this 2630-nucleotide messenger RNA. It is a transcript of the gene tdg.2, whose product is annotated as thymine DNA glycosylase, tandem duplicate 2. Gene Ontology annotation, molecular function: pyrimidine-specific mismatch base pair DNA N-glycosylase activity; uracil DNA N-glycosylase activity. Lineage: Eukaryota; Metazoa; Chordata; Actinopteri; Gymnotiformes; Gymnotidae. Gene Ontology annotation, biological process: base-excision repair, AP site formation. The record is from RefSeq and is a predicted model, not a curated record. Gene Ontology annotation, cellular component: nucleus.